Molecule: messenger RNA, 5402 nt
Organism: Acomys russatus (golden spiny mouse)
Lineage: Eukaryota; Metazoa; Chordata; Mammalia; Rodentia; Muridae
Gene: Synj1
Product: synaptojanin 1
Exons: 32
Coding region: 102-4913 (1603 amino acids)
Biological process (GO): phosphatidylinositol dephosphorylation; brain development; synaptic vesicle endocytosis
Cellular component (GO): presynapse; perinuclear region of cytoplasm
Molecular function (GO): phosphatidylinositol-4,5-bisphosphate 5-phosphatase activity; RNA binding
Source: RefSeq, a predicted model, not a curated record
AGCUCGCGGGAGCUCGGCCCGGCAGUCCGGCCCCGCGUGGGCGGAAACAUCUCCGCCCCUUCACCCGAAGGGGCGGGCCUUCCGCCCCCGGCCUCGGCGCAAUGCGGAAGAGCUGGGCCUGCUGGAGAGGAAGUGACGCUUCCGGAGGCUGUAGCGGCGGCGGCUGCGGGAGAAGGAGGAGGAGGAGUCGGAGGAAGAGGGCUACCUCUGAAGAAAGGAGAAUGGCAUUUAGCAAAGGAUUUCGAAUCUACCACAAAUUGGAUCCCCCACCGUUCAGCCUCAUAGUGGAAACUAGGCACAAGGAAGAAUGUCUCAUGUUCGAGUCUGGGGCUGUGGCUGUUCUCUCAUCUGCAGAAAAGGAGGCAAUUAAAGGUACAUAUACCAAAGUACUGGAUGCAUAUGGACUCUUGGGAGUUUUACGAUUAAAUCUUGGUGAUACCAUGCUGCAUUAUCUGGUCCUGGUCACUGGGUGCAUGUCUGUUGGGAAAAUCCAAGAAUCUGAGGUUUUCCGAGUUACUUCCACUGAGUUUAUAUCACUUCGAGUCGAUGCUUCAGAUGAGGAUCGCAUUUCAGAAGUACGCAAAGUUUUGAACUCCGGAAACUUCUAUUUUGCGUGGUCUGCCUCUGGAGUCAGCUUAGACCUGAGUCUGAAUGCACAUCGCAGCAUGCAGGAGCACACCACUGACAAUAGGUUUUUCUGGAAUCAGUCUUUGCAUCUGCACCUCAAGCACUAUGGUGUGAAUUGUGAUGACUGGUUAUUACGCCUCAUGUGUGGAGGAGUAGAAAUUAGGACAAUUUAUGCUGCCCAUAAACAGGCAAAGGCUUGCCUUAUCUCAAGACUCAGCUGUGAGCGAGCUGGGACACGGUUUAAUGUCCGGGGAACAAAUGAUGAUGGUCACGUUGCCAAUUUUGUAGAAACAGAGCAGGUUAUAUACUUAGAUGACUGUGUUUCUUCCUUCAUACAAAUUCGAGGAUCUGUUCCAUUGUUCUGGGAACAACCAGGGUUGCAAGUGGGAUCCCAUCGUGUUCGUAUGUCAAGAGGAUUUGAAGCCAAUGCACCUGCUUUUGACAGGCAUUUCCGAACACUUAAGGAUUUAUAUGGCAAGCAAAUAGUAGUAAAUUUGCUUGGGUCAAAGGAAGGUGAGCAUAUGCUGAGUAAGGCUUUCCAGAGUCAUUUGAAAGCCUCUGAACAUGCUUCUGAUAUCCACAUGGUGUCUUUUGACUAUCAUCAAAUGGUUAAAGGAGGAAAGGCAGAAAAAUUACACAGUGUUCUCAAACCACAAGUCCAGAAGUUUCUAGAUUAUGGAUUCUUUUAUUUUGAUGGCAAUGAAGUUCAAAGGUGCCAGAGCGGAACAGUUCGAACAAACUGCUUGGAUUGUCUGGACAGAACGAAUAGUGUGCAGGCAUUCCUUGGCUUAGAGAUGCUAACUAAACAACUGGACGCUCUGGGCUUGGCUGAAAAGCCUCAGUUGGUGACUCGAUUUCAAGAAGUUUUCCGGUCCAUGUGGUCUGUGAAUGGAGAUUCAAUCAGUAAAAUAUAUGCAGGCACUGGAGCCCUUGAAGGGAAGGCCAAGUUAAAAGAUGGUGCUCGCUCUGUCACCAGAACCAUCCAGAAUAAUUUCUUCGACAGCUCCAAGCAAGAAGCCAUUGAUGUUUUGCUCCUGGGAAAUACUCUAAACAGUGAUUUAGCUGACAAAGCCCGAGCACUUCUAACUACUGGAAGUUUGCGUGUUUCUGAACAGACAUUACAGUCAGCAUCUUCCAAAGUCUUAAAGAACAUGUGUGAGAACUUCUACAAAUACUCAAAACCCAAGAAGAUUCGAGUGUGUGUUGGGACCUGGAAUGUGAACGGUGGGAAGCAGUUCCGCAGCAUAGCAUUUAAGAACCAGACGCUCACGGACUGGCUUCUGGAUGCUCCCAAGUUAGCUGGCAUCCAGGAGUUUCAAGAUAAAAGAAGUAAGCCAACUGAUAUAUUUGCAAUUGGCUUUGAAGAAAUGGUGGAGCUGAAUGCUGGGAACAUUGUGAAUGCAAGCACAACAAACCAGAAGCUGUGGGCCGUGGAGCUGCAGAAGACCAUCUCCAGAGACAACAAGUAUGUUCUGCUGGCCUCAGAGCAGUUGGUGGGUGUCUGCCUGUUUGUUUUCAUCAGACCACAGCACGCUCCCUUUAUCAGGGAUGUUGCAGUUGACACUGUGAAGACUGGGAUGGGAGGUGCAACCGGGAACAAGGGAGCAGUUGCAAUUCGAAUGCUCUUCCACACCACCAGCCUUUGCUUUGUCUGCAGCCACUUUGCUGCAGGGCAGUCACAAGUCAAAGAGAGAAAUGAAGACUUUGUAGAAAUAGCACGAAAAUUGAGUUUUCCCAUGGGUAGGAUGCUGUUUUCCCAUGACUAUGUAUUUUGGUGUGGUGAUUUCAACUAUCGAAUUGAUCUUCCUAAUGAAGAAGUUAAAGAGCUCAUAAGACAGCAGAAUUGGGACUCUCUUAUAGCUGGAGAUCAGCUCAUCAAUCAGAAAAAUGCAGGACAGAUUUUUAGAGGAUUUUUAGAGGGAAAAGUAACAUUUGCUCCAACCUAUAAAUAUGACUUGUUUUCUGAAGACUAUGAUACCAGUGAGAAAUGCCGUACCCCCGCAUGGACGGAUCGUGUCCUCUGGAGAAGGAGGAAGUGGCCUUUUGACAGAUCAGCUGAAGAUUUAGAUCUUCUGAAUGCUAGUUUCCAAGAUGAAAGCAAAAUCCUUUAUACGUGGACCCCUGGCACCUUGCUGCACUACGGGAGAGCCGAGCUGAAGACUUCUGACCAUAGGCCUGUCGUUGCCCUCAUUGAUAUAGAUAUCUUUGAAGUUGAAGCUGAAGAGAGACAAAACAUCUAUAAAGAAGUCAUUGCCGUCCAGGGCCCACCAGACGGCACAGUGCUGGUCUCAAUCAGAAGCUCUGCACAAGACAAGACCUUCUUUGAUGACACUCUGAUUGAUGAGCUUCUGCAGCAGUUUGCACACUUUGGCGAAGUUAUACUCAUAAGAUUCGUAGAAGAUAAAAUGUGGGUUACAUUUUUGGAGGGAAGCUCUGCCUUGAAUGCCCUGAGCCUAAACGGUAAAGAGCUAUUAAAUCGGACUAUAACAAUUACUUUAAAAAGUCCAGACUGGAUCAAAAAUUUGGAAGAAGAGAUGAGUUUAGAGAAAAUCAGUGUCACAUUGCCUUCGUCAACGAGCUCUACCCUGCUGGGUGAAGACGCAGAGGUCGCAGCAGAUUUUGACAUGGAAGGUGAUGUCGAUGACUAUAGUGCUGAAGUCGAGGAGCUUCUUCCUCAGCAUCUGCAGCCGUCCUCAAGCUCCGGCCUGGGCACCUCUCCCAGCUCUUCACCCCGGACCAGUCCCUGCCAAUCUCCCACAGUACCAGAGUACUCUGCCCCUUCUCUUCCCAUCAGACCCAGCCGAGCACCAUCAAGAACUCCAGGGCCUCCAAGUUCACAGAGUUCUCCAGUUGACGCUCAGCCAGCAGCCCAGAAGGAUUCUUCCCAGACUCCAGAGCCUAAGAGGCCACCCCCUCCCCGUCCAGUUGCUCCUCCAGCACGUCCUGCCCCACCUCAGAGACCACCUCCUCCUUCAGGGGCUAGGAGUCCUGCACCUGCUAGAAAAGAAUUUGGAGGUGUUGGAGCCCCUCCCAGCCCUGGGGUAGCUAGGAGAGAGAUGGAAGCACCCAAAAGCCCGGGAACAACACGGAAAGAUGCUAUAGGGCGUAAUCAGCCGUCCCCUCAAGCAGGACUUGCAGGCCCAGGACCUGCUGGGUAUAGUACAGCCAGACCGACAGUUCCAGCUCGUGCUGGAGUGAUCAGCGCCCCUCAGAGCCAGGCUCGGGCAUCUGCGGGAAGGCUGACUCCUGAAAGCCAAAGCAAGCCCCCAGAAGCAUCAAAAGGUUGCGCUGUCCUUCCAGAACCACUGAAGCCUCAGGCUGCAUUUCCUCUGCAGCCUUCUCUGCCCCCACCUGCUCAAAAGUUGCAGGAGCCUCUUGUCCCCACGGCUGCACCUUUGCCCACCUCUGGCCCCCAGCCGAACUUGGAAACCCCACCACAGCCUCCACCUCGGAGCAGGUCUUCUCAGAGCUUGCCUUCUGACUCCUCACCACAGCUGCAAGUAAAAACAAAUGGAGUUUCUGGUGUCAAACAAGAGCCAGCGUUGAAGAAUGACCCAUUUGAAGAUCUCUCACUUAGUCUGCUUGCUGUAUCAAAGGCUCAAAUGUCACCUGUUCCAACCCCAGACCCAAAGAUGUUGAUUCAGUUGCCGUCUGCAUCGCAAAAUAAAGUUGACUCUUUGAGUUCUGUAAGUUGCAUGCCAACCAUGCCUCCAGUUCCAUCACGAAGCAAGUCACAGGAGAGGGUGGGGAGUUCUGCAAACCCGUUUUCCAGCCUGCCCAGCAGGAACCCUUUUACAGACAGGACUGCUGCCCCUGGAAACCCAUUUAGAGCUCUGUCUCAAGAAUCAGAGGCAAUUUCGUGGCUAUCCAAAGCAGAGCCUGUUCCUCACAGUCCUUUCCCUCCUCUCAUGCCUCUCAGCCAUGACACGAGCAAGCCUUCAAAUUCCCUUGAUGGUUUUGAGGACAAUUUUGAUCUUCAGAGCCAGUCUACAGUAAAAACAAGCAACCCCAAAGGAUGGGUAACCUUUGAUGAAGACGACGGCGACAACUUUCCUACAACAAGAAAGUCAAAGUCAGUUUGCCCAGACUUGCUGGGCAAUGCAAAAGCUUCAUUUGAUGAUGACUGGAAUAAAGGUACAAGCGUUUCCUUCUGUGUGUUGCCAGCCAGAAGACCACCACCUCCUCCUCCUGUCCCUCUGCUCCCACCCAGCACGAGCUCAUCUUCAGAACCUUGCACGACCCUGGCAUCUAAGGCAUCGCCCACAUUGGACUUGACAGAAAGAUAGUUCCAUGGUGGGAAGGGAGGUUCUUCUGGGUCGGUUGGAUGUUUCUGUUUUGUCAGGGUAGAGCCAAGAGACUGGGCAUUAGUUCUUCAUUAUGUGCAAUAAAUAAUCAUUAAGUGCACUGAGAGCUAUAUCAAAUACAUUAGAGGAUGUGAACAAAGCUGGAGUUUAUGUAUAUCGGAAGUAACAAAGACAUCCUCUUAUUGAUUGGAGUUCUGGUCUUUCUCUUCAGAUGAGUAGAAGAGAGCAGGAGCCAUUUUUUCAAGUGCUUAAAACUACUUUAGAAAAUAUUCAGAAAUUCCCAUCAAAGUCACAUAAAGCCCACACAGCUGUAGCUGACAUUCCUGCCAGCCCAUUGUGCUGUUGGCAUUUGGUAUUCAUGGAUACUUACCAAAGAGCUUCCAGAGUUACGGCGAUACAGUUCCGAAAGGCAUUGCUUUAGCAAAAAAGUCUAUGUGUGCAUACAUUAUAUGUGUAUGUCUAUAUACACGC